ACUGAAAAUGAUGAGAAUGGCCAAGCAGACAAUUUUUCAAUGGACCCCCAGCUGGAGAGACAGGUGGAGACGAUUCGAAAUCUUGUGGACUCCUACAUGUCUAUUAUCAACAAAUGUAUCCGAGAUUUGAUACCGAAAACAAUCAUGCAUCUUAUGAUUAAUAAUGUAAAAGAAUUUAUCAACGCAGAGCUCCUGGCUCACUUGUAUUCUUCUGAGGACCAAAACACUCUAAUGGAGGAGUCAGCUGAACAGGCACAGAGGCGAGAUGAGAUGCUCCGCAUGUACCAAGCACUAAAGGAAGCCCUAGCAAUCAUUGGAGAUAUUAGCACCAGCACGGUCUCAACCCCUGCACCCCCUCCUGUAGAUGACUCUUGGCUUCAGCAGGCUCGCAGAUCACCUCCUCCAAGUCCCUCAACUCAGAGGAGGCCUACAUUAAACAAUCCCCCAACCAGACCUUUAUCUGGCCGAGGACCCGCUCCUGCAAUCCCAUCUCCAGGUCCUCAGUCGGGGGCUCCCCCAGUCCCGUUCCGCCCAGGACCACUACCUCCAUUUCCAAGUGGUGGUGAAGCCCUUGGGGGACCUCCCCAGGUUCCCUCUCGGCCGACCCGGGCUCCUCCCAGCGUCCCAAGAGGAGCAGUCUUGGCAGCAGCUCACUCCAUGCCUCAAGGACAGCAGGACGAGCACCGCAUGGACCUGCUCGAGGGACCGGCCACCUCCGACUGGCCCCUGUCCCCUCUGCAGACACCCUUACAUGGGGGGAGGCGAGCUGAUACCGAUGGCUCCUCCCGUCCAGACAGUCCUCCACUCUUGCUUGAUCUAUGA
Messenger RNA from Pterocles gutturalis (yellow-throated sandgrouse), 822 nucleotides. RefSeq names its product dynamin-3-like. The record is from RefSeq and is a predicted model, not a curated record. Gene Ontology annotation, molecular function: GTPase activity; microtubule binding; GTP binding. Gene Ontology annotation, cellular component: microtubule; membrane; cytoplasm. The annotation marks the transcript as partial. Lineage: Eukaryota; Metazoa; Chordata; Aves; Pterocliformes; Pteroclidae. The transcript has 5 exons.